AUGGAUGGUGUAAGUGACUUGAGUGAUGAGGAGGAGGACGAGGAGGAGGAGAAGGACGAGGGAGAGAAGGGAGAAUUAAGAAAAGAUGCUGGAUCAGAUGCUGGUAAAAGAGAUUCCAUGUUGCCAGCUGUCAGGCGUGUUGCUGAUGGUUCCACCUGCACUGACGCUGCCGGAUCUGAUUUCCAGAUGCGCAGCUGCUCUGCCAGGGAUCAGUCACAACAGAGCCUUAGCACAGCCAGCGGUGGAGGUGAAGGUACUGCUAGUGGUGCUAGUACUGGCGGUAGUGGCGGGACGCUUGGGACUGUGAGCAGGAGGGCGCGGGUGACUUGGGAGGAGUUUAUCGUUGGUCUCGCGGGAUGCUGCAAGGAAGCUUCGUCAGCAGCUCGCAUGAGAAGGCUGCUGCGAGUCAUGUCUCUCAUUCGUGUGGCGCUCGUCCCGCCAGCUGCAUGCCCCCCUCCGUUACAGUCACAAAGCUCACAGCCACAGACCUUACAGUCACAUUGCGUAGAGUCACAGAUCUCCAGCUUGGAUCAGAAUGAUGCACGUGCCUGCAGUGACGAGCCCCGCGACCGUUUCCCCAUCAUGCCGUCCAUCCCAUGCGCUCCCUCGGUGGCCCACGCCCCGCUCUCCACGCCACACAACCUGGAGGGAGAAGCUCAACUGCAGCCGCAGUCGCAGCAGUCACAGCAGCAGCAGCAGCAGCAGCAGCAGCAGCAGCAGCAGCAGCAGCUAGGGGUUGGGGAAGGUGAGAGCAGGGAGGUGCACGCAUGGCACGUGUGGCUGCUUUUCCUCACGUGCUGGGCGAUGGAGCAGCAGGCGGAGACAUUGGGCCAAGACAAGGCAGACAGUGGUAGUAAAGUUGUUGAUGGGGGUGCAGAUGGUGAUGGGGAUGGGGAUGGGGAAGGUGGUGGUGGUGCAGAUGCUGAUUUCGCCAACGUGGCAGCACACUCCAAUGAUCACUCUACCAUACCUCCAGACAUGCUCCACAUGCUGCAGAGCCUUGCUCGGGGAGCUGCUGCAGCUGCUGCCACUGAGAGCGCUGCUGCCACAGAGAACGCCGCUGAUAUUUCUGUGCUUGUGCCUGCUGAUGCUACUGAUAGCGGAUCAGCCUAUAACGAGUCUCUGCCUCGCCUGGAGUCGGCAAAGCUCGUGUCAUGGCUGCUGGGUCAGCUACCAGGUCUAUCCACCCGCCUAUCAGCCUUCGUGCUUCACCGCUUCGCCUCACCUCCUUCAACCACGCAUGAUGGCAGCAAUGCAGGGCCCCCGCCCAAUCCCACAGCUCCCACGGUUUUUCACCCUGCCUCUUUGCCUCCUGCCAUCACAAGCACCUCUGCUGCUUCCACUAAGAGCACCGAUUCCACCAAUGGGAUCCCAGAAGCCAUGCCACGUGGCGUUGCCUGGGCGCUUGACAUGGCGUUUCCAGACCCUCUAAGUGCAGCAGGGAUGUCACGGGCAGGAGCAACAGGAGCGGCAGGAACAACAGGAGCCACAGGAGCGAAAGAGCCUACAGCGCAUGGUGCAAGGGGGGGCGUGGUGCACGGAGCACAGCUGCUGUACCGGGCGUCCCUGCAUGGCCGUGGCAUUCGCCGGCUCAUGGCUCAAACUGAAGGGUAUGGUGGUCCCUGGUUGCUGCUGCUCUCCCUCCGCCAUCCCCCCUCCUCUCCUCUCUCCUCCUCCUCCUCCUCCUCCUCCUCCUCCUCCUCCUCCUCCUCCUCCUCCUCCUCCUCCUCCUCCUCCUCCUCCUCCCCCUCCUCCUCCUCCUCCUCCACCACCUCUCACUGCCACUGCGGGGGUCUCCUCUCUCACUGCAACCGCCUGUGUGUGUCAAAGCAAUCCCCGUGGCUGGUGGGCGUGAUGGCAUCUGCUGCUGUGGCCAAUGCUGAUGCCUACUCUGGUGAUGCCAGGGGUUGUGCGCUCAUGCAGCUCUCGCCAUCCUUCGCUCUCUAUAAACCCACUGGUCAAGCUAAUAACUUCAUCUGCACUCCAUCGGCAAAGAUAGGGGGCGGCACCGUUGGUGCUGGUGGGGCUGGUAGGGUUGGCGCUGUGGGGAGGCCAGCAGCAGCAGGGGGGAAGGCGAGGGUGUUGGGGAUAGGCGUGGGGGGCAGCAGGGGGAGGGAGCGGGUGUGGGUGGAUGAGGAGUUUCGAAGUGCUGUUGUGAGGCACCAUGCAGUGGAUAAGACGUUCCGGCCGGGCCACCUGCAUCCGGAACAGGUGGGUCUCAGAAUGGCCAAAAUUGAGCGGGUGUGGGUGGAUGAGGAGUUUCGAUGCGCCGUUGUGAGGCAUCAUGCCGUGGAUAAGACCUUCCGACCAGGCCACCUGCACCCUGACCAGGGUUAUGCGGAGCUGAGUGUGCGAGUGGAGGAUGUAGCUGUGUGGGGUCUGGGCGGCAAGGCAGCAGAGGACAAGAGGGUGGCCUUUCAGCAGCGAGAGCAGCUCUUCACAGAGCAGAGGAGGAAGGUGGAUCUGGCCAAGUUCGUGGGCAAGUGGGAGGACGCCCCUGAGAGGGUCAUGCUGGACAUGGUCACCAACCCCAACAAGCCCAGCAAGGAGGACCGGUAG
Messenger RNA from Closterium sp. Naga37s-1, 2559 nucleotides. Lineage: Eukaryota; Viridiplantae; Streptophyta; Zygnematophyceae; Desmidiales; Closteriaceae. The record is from the annotation of a GenBank genome assembly.